GUAGAACAAAGGGGAAGUGAAUGGAAGGGGAAGCAACAGGCCAGAGAGGAGGCAGGUGCCUGCACAGGCAAGGCCUGCAGACAAUGACUGGAGCCAGGAUGGACAAGAAAAAAUGGCACCCAGAGAUGCUGAUACCUCUGCAGACAACAAUGGAGGUCCCUGACUGGCCCUACUCCACUCCACCUCAUGGUCCACACAACAGAGUUGGCAUGGUACUAGGGAUGCUGGCUAUCCUGGGACUCGGCUCUGUGACUCUCACCUUGUUCCUGUGGCAAGGGCCCACUUCUUUCACCAGUCCCCAGAUGUUCCCUGAGGAAGUGCCCUCCUGGUUCUGGGAGACCCUGAAAGGAGACACUGAGCAGAAUAACUCCUGUCAGCUCAUCCUUGCGGAAAGUAUUCCCGAGGACUUGCCGUUUGCAGCCGGCAGCCCCGCUGCCCAGCCGCUGGCCCAGGCUUGGCUGCAGCUUCUUGACACUGCUCAGGAGAGCGUCCACAUUGCCUCAUACUACUGGUCCCUCACCGGACAGGACGUUGGAGUCAAUGACUCAUCUUCUCAGCAGGGAGAGGCCCUUCUACAGAAGUUUCAACAGCUCCUUCUCAGGAAUAUCUCUGUGGUGGUGGCCACCCACAGCCCAACAUUGGCCAAGACAUCCACUGACCUCCAGGUCUUGGCUGCCCACGGUGCCCAGAUACGACAGGUUUCCAUGAAACAGCUUACUGGUGGUGUCCUACACUCCAAAUUCUGGGUUGUGGAUGGGCGGCAUGUCUACGUGGGCAGUGCCAACAUGGACUGGCGGUCCCUUUCUCAGGUGAAGGAGCUUGGCGCUAUCAUCUACAACUGCAGUCACCUGGCUGAAGACCUUGAGAAAACAUUCCAGACCUACUGGGUGCUGGGGACUCCCCAAGCUGUUCUCCCUAAACCCUGGCCUCGGAACUUCUCAACCCACAUCAACCGGUUCCAUCCCUUGCGGGGUCUCUUUGACGGGGUUCCCACCACAGCCUAUUUCUCGGCCUCUCCUCCCUCACUCUGCCCCCAUGGCCGUACCCGGGAUCUGGACGCAGUGUUGGCAGUGAUGGGGGGUGCUGGCGAGUUCAUCUACGUCUCAGUGAUGGAGUACUUCCCUACCACGCGCUUCACUCACCCAGCCAGGUACUGGCCCGUGCUGGACAAUGCACUACGGGCUGCGGCCUUCAAUAAGGGUGUGCGUGUGCGCUUACUGGUCAGCUGCUGGUUCAACACAGACCCCACCAUGUUCGCUUAUCUGAGGUCCCUGCAGGCUUUCAGUAACCCCUUGGCUGGCAUCUCAGUGGAUGUGAAAGUCUUCAUUGUACCUGUGGGAAAUCACUCCAACAUCCCAUUCAGCCGCGUGAACCACAGCAAGUUCAUGGUCACAGACAAGACAGCCUAUAUAGGCACCUCUAACUGGUCAGAAGACUACUUCAGCGGCACCGCCGGUGUGGGCCUGGUUGUCAGCCAGAAGACCCCUAGUGCCCAGCCAGCCGUGACCACCGUGCAGGAGCAGCUGAGGCAACUCUUUGAACGGGACUGGAGUUCCCACUAUGCCAUGGGCCUGGACAGACAAAUCCCGAGCCAGGAUUGUGUCUGGUAGGGCUGAGGGUUGAUCCCUUUGACUCUGGCUUACAGCUCUAGGUGGACGCAGAUACCCAUCAGGCUUCCGUCCACCCAAGCUCAGAAACUGGGAAAGCAAAAGGCAUCUCCCGGGGCCUGAGAUUGUCACCAGGCAAACAGCUUCUGGCAGAGCUCUAAAUGGCUUUUAAAUGAAGAGGAGACUAAAGCAGAGGAGGGCACACAGUGACACGGAAAGAAAGCAACCUCAUCUAAGUGACCCCAGAACCCAGUUGGUCCUCCCUGACCUACCUACGAUGAGGGUCUAGGGCCGUCCCCAGAUGUAAUGUUGGUGCUGUCUGGCCACAACCCCUAAUAAAACCCCACCACCAGCUUGCACACCUGACCCAGGUCAAAGUGAG
This is a messenger RNA of Rattus norvegicus (Norway rat), 1989 nucleotides long. RefSeq names its product phospholipase D family, member 4 (gene Pld4). The transcript has 11 exons. The coding region runs from base 21 to 1610 and encodes 529 amino acids. Gene Ontology annotation, biological process: positive regulation of intralumenal vesicle formation. The record is from RefSeq and is marked provisional. Gene Ontology annotation, molecular function: acyltransferase activity, transferring groups other than amino-acyl groups; 5'-3' DNA exonuclease activity; catalytic activity. NCBI's taxonomy places the organism in Eukaryota, Metazoa, Chordata, Mammalia, Rodentia, Muridae. Gene Ontology annotation, cellular component: early endosome; lysosome; endoplasmic reticulum membrane.